AUGUCCGGUGGGGUUGGUCCGCCCAGAGAUAUGGGUAUAGAUAAUGAAGAAGCGCAAGAACCGGCAUUAAUCCACAAAUCCGCCUUAAAACCACCAAUUCCUGGCGAUUUCUUCACUUUCCGGCAGCUUAAUGCCCUCGCUGUGAUCAUCAUCGUCUCCGCCAGCGGUUUGGUAAGAAUUGAAGACCUAGCUUUCGUCAUCUUUUCCAUAAUUUACAUAUAUUUCAUAUCAAAACCUGCAUUUCCGGCGCCACCUCCUUCCAGCGAGAAGCCUCCGGUUUUUCCGAAAAGAACAAGUCAAGUUUUCAUGGAGGGGCAGGCCUCUGCUGGUGGUUUUUCACUGCCUGUUCGGGUUUUCGUACCGGUUUUCUACAAUUCGAGGAGGAUUUUCACUGUGGUGGAGUGGUUGAGGGUUGAAAUCUCCAAGGCGGGAUACGGCGGGGUGCAAAUUGGGAGAGCUCUUGCGGUGGCAAACAUGUUUUAUUGGAGUUUGAAUUUGUUUGGAUUUUUGCUGCCAGUUUUCUCCCGAAGGCUUUCAAAAUAA
Fraxinus pennsylvanica is the source of this 543-nucleotide messenger RNA. The record is from the annotation of a GenBank genome assembly. Lineage: Eukaryota; Viridiplantae; Streptophyta; Magnoliopsida; Lamiales; Oleaceae.